AGAUGUCAACCGGCACUGCAAAUGCUGCUGUUUCCAGCAAAUCGACAAAUUCAACAACCUCAUCAUCUAAAGUUCCUGUCAACGAAAAAUCGAACAACAACUCUCAGAAUGCAAAUACCUCAACUGCCAGUAUUAUCAAAUCGUAUCGUGAAAUUGUAAACGACCCCAAAACCCUGGACGAAGCUGCCAACUAUUUGUAUCAGUCGCUGUUGGACGAUGCCGUUGUCGGUGUAUUUCUGGAAAUUCACCAUUUGCGCAAGACUGGCAAUCUGACAGCGAUGGACGGUGUGAACGAAGACGAUGCAGAAACCUCAUUUCGUAUUGUCGACAUGCCAAAUUUCGAUAUAUUUGGCAUAUCCACCGCCAAAAAACCAAUGGACUGCACCUGCCCCAACUGUGAUAGGCCUGUGUCGGCGGCUCGUUUUGCUCCACACUUGGAAAAGUGUAUGGGCAUGGGUCGUAUAUCCAGCCGCAUUGCUAGCCGUCGACUGGCCACCAAGGAGAGUAACAGUGCCAGCUCUUCGUCGUCGUCAUCAUAUCUGCAGACAACAAAUGCCGGAAGUGAUGAUGAAGACGAUGUGGAUUGGUCGUCGGAGAAACGUCGCAAGAAGUCUAGCCAAAAUUCUCGUAACAAUGGUUCCAAAAAGAAUAAUGGUAAAACAUUUUAA
Messenger RNA from Musca vetustissima, 668 nucleotides. It is a transcript of the gene Sgf11, whose product is annotated as SAGA-associated factor 11 homolog. The coding region runs from base 3 to 668 and encodes 221 amino acids. The transcript has a single exon. Gene Ontology annotation, molecular function: transcription coactivator activity. The record is from RefSeq and is a predicted model, not a curated record. NCBI's taxonomy places the organism in Eukaryota, Metazoa, Arthropoda, Insecta, Diptera, Muscidae. Gene Ontology annotation, cellular component: DUBm complex; SAGA complex. Gene Ontology annotation, biological process: regulation of transcription by RNA polymerase II; positive regulation of DNA-templated transcription.